Molecule: messenger RNA, 1651 nt
Organism: Trematosphaeria pertusa
Lineage: Eukaryota; Fungi; Ascomycota; Dothideomycetes; Pleosporales; Trematosphaeriaceae
Exons: 1
Coding region: 111-1397 (428 amino acids)
Source: RefSeq, a predicted model, not a curated record
CUUUACAGUCGUUGUCGUAUGAAGCCAGGUUGCGCGAUUCUUUAAUCGGGCUGUCUCAAUCUUGCGACGCGAAUCCAAAUCGCUUUUGGUGGAGUGGUGGCGGCCGGCGGAUGUCUGAGGCUCGGGGCAUCAGCCUGAAGAGCGGAACUCUCGUCAAACACUCAACACUCACUACACCACCAAUUCUCACUUCUGUUCAUGGCGCCAUGAAUACAAGGCGAGGUGUAUCCCCAGAUGAAGCGCAUACGCCUCCGAGAAGCCCGCGAACGGCGUCUCCCUCUUCGUUGCUGCCUCCCAGCCCUCUCAACCCCACCACCUCCUCUGGCGCCACACCUCCGCUCUCACCUCUCGACAAUCCUACGGACGCCCUCCUCCGCAUUAUCCAGCGACAGGCCUACGGUGACGCGCUCAAGGAGGACUGGCGUGCUGUGCCCCUCUCCAUCGGCCAAUAUCACCGUCUGCUAGACAUCAUCGCAGCCGACAGUGCGCUAGACGGAUUCUUCAACAACAAGCUGCGGUGGGACUGGCGAUAUACAGGGGAGGACGACAGCGGUAGUGGCAUAUUUUCACUCCGAAUGCCAACACUCAAGCACGACGUUUUUAUUGAUAAGCUUGAGACGCGUAUCAAGGAAGAGUUCCGCAAGACUCCCGCCCAAGUCCAGACACUUGUCGACACCAUCUUCUGUGCCCGCAGCGCCGACGCCCAUGAUACGGAAGGGAAGGUCAGCGCAGAUGCCGGCUUUGCUUUCAUCGACUGCCCUUUCCGCUUGGUGCAACUCGAAGUUGCAUACUCACAAGUAAAUAACGAUGAUCUGUAUGACCUCGCUGAGCGCCACAUCGCUGCCGGCUCCAAUACUGUCAUCACCGUCAAUCUGGAGUAUGCGACGCUGGCGCAUCGCAAGGACCCAAACAAGCCGCCUAAGGACGCCAGCUACUGUCUCUAUCGGGUCGCCGAAUUUGAAGAGGAUGGCAAGAACUAUAGGAGGAUGGAAGUGAUCGUCUUUGACCAAGACUUUGUCAACAACCCACACGGCUCGCUAGAGCUAAAACUUUCGGACUUUCUACCCCUGCACGAGCGACCGAAGUUGGAGGAGAAUGAUCACCUUCUCCGCAUCCCGCACACGGUCCUUGACGGCUUCCUUCAGUUUGCCACCGCUCAGCAAUCCAUCCUCGACCACCAAAAGGCUCAACCAACCACGAUGCUUCCUACCUUCAAGCCGUCGACAACACGUCCCAAGCGGAAAGCAGAAGGCGAUCCAGCACCAUCUUCGCGCGAGGCUUCAUCCCAAGAGUCCACUUCUGAGGUUAACGCAAGCUUUGGCUCCGACUACAAGUCCCUGCGAAACCUCUGUCACGAGCCCUCGGGGGAUAUUGAGUUCCGAAAUACGAAGUCAUAAUGCCAAGAGUCUUUGGAAGCGAGAGGGAUAGGAUAACAGGCACGAUGAAUAUUCGGGAGAUGCGUAGUCCAGUUUGAGGGAGAAAGCGCGUGGAAGAAGUUGCGGCGAGAGACGAAGGGAAUAGUAGAGACCGUGUUGGUUGCCAACCAACGCUUCCAUUGCGGUGUGCCAGGUCUCGACCCUUUGUCGAAUGUACUGACGAUAAGAAGCACACUAAUGAAAGAAUAGCAAAGGAUCCCUAUCCUUUGCAACCG